This is a messenger RNA of Amphimedon queenslandica, 727 nucleotides long. Its product is annotated as ras guanyl-releasing protein 3-like. The annotation marks the transcript as partial. The transcript is spliced from 5 exons. Lineage: Eukaryota; Metazoa; Porifera; Demospongiae; Haplosclerida; Niphatidae. The record is from RefSeq and is a predicted model, not a curated record. Gene Ontology annotation, molecular function: protein serine/threonine kinase activity; calcium ion binding. Gene Ontology annotation, biological process: phospholipase C-activating G protein-coupled receptor signaling pathway; intracellular signal transduction. Gene Ontology annotation, cellular component: cytosol.
UCUGUAUUUAGAUUAUAUGACAGAGACUCCUCAGGUUAUAUUAGCAUUGAUGAGUUCCAGUCCAUUUCAUCAAACUUUCCAUUCAUUGAGUCAUUCUCAGUACUAGACAGAGACAAAGAUGGUGUUAUCAGUAGAGAUGAGAUGAUGGAUUAUUUUCUUAGUGCCAAUACUUCACUGAGAGAGAGUUUCAAACACAAUUUUGUAGAGCACACGUUCAUUGGUACACAAUACUGCCAGCACUGCAAAGGAGUGUUAAAAGGUAUAGUCCGUCAAGGUGUUCGUUGUAAGGAUUGUGGUAUCAGUUGUCACAAACACUGUAAAGACUAUGUUGUUGUUGAUUGCAGCAAACACACCGAGAAGAAAAAGCGUGCAAGGCGUUAUACUGCAGUAGCCUCAACCAGUAAUGGUGAGUAUGAUGUGAAUGAUGAACUGUCACUGAAGGAAAGACUGAGGAGAGCUGAAUCAGCAAGAGAUGCACUAUCAGCAGAGAAUUCUGAGCUCCUUGGUAAACUGGCAGAGGCUAAUGCUAAGAUACAGCAAUUGAAUGGAUACAUUGCCACUAUACGUCAGCACACUAUUGGAUUCAUAUUGGAACAAAUGAACACACUACAACCACAAAUGGAUACUCCUGUCUAACCUUCUGACUAUUCACUAUUAAUUGUGUGUGUGUAUUUUUAAAAGUUAUCAUUAAUUUUUGUUGUUGUUUUGAUCAUGAUUAUUACUUUAA